Saccostrea cuccullata (small rock oyster) is the source of this 1201-nucleotide messenger RNA. RefSeq names its product calmodulin-beta-like. Bases 95 to 562 code for a protein of 155 amino acids. Gene Ontology annotation, molecular function: calcium ion binding. The record is from RefSeq and is a predicted model, not a curated record. Lineage: Eukaryota; Metazoa; Mollusca; Bivalvia; Ostreida; Ostreidae. The transcript is spliced from 4 exons.
UUAUAUUUGCAAAUUUCUAAACACGCUUUGUUGUUGCUAUUUGUGGUGCCAACGAAUUCUUUUAUUUGUGUUUAGAAAACAACAUUGAAAUAUCAUGGAAUUGGACGCUGAUAAACUUCAGGAGGCCAAAGCAGUUUUUCAAGAUUUUGACCGAGAUGGUAACGGGUAUAUUGAUGAGACAGAACUCGGGACAGCGUUACGAAGACUUCGUCUGAAUCCCACCCUGAAAGAAAUACGUUCGAUGAUCGACGAAGUGGAUAGUGACAAUAAUCAUAAAAUAGAUUUUAAUGAAUUUUUACGCUUCGUGAAAAUGACCUACAGAGACCCUGAGGAGAUGAGGUGUAACUUGAUGGAAGCGUUUAAAGUAUUUGAUAAAAAUGGUGACGGAUUUAUAACAUUACAGGAACUGACAUCAGCAAUGACUGAAAUGGGAGAGUGUCUCUCCGAACACGAGUUUAAAGAAAUGAUUCGAACCGCAGACCGCAAUGGAGAUGGAAAAAUUAAUUAUGAGGAAUAUGUUGCGGUGAUGUGCAUGAAUGCGGAUGGAAAGUGCCCAAAAUGACACCCGUGAACAAAAAUGUUGACACGAUCUUUUAUUUGGCAGCUGUUUAUGUGUUAUCUAUUGGUCGUCAAACAGAAUAUGACAGUCAUCAGUUAAUAUAUACAAACUUAAUUGGCAAUCUCUAAUAAAUACUAACGGCCACUAGAUAAGAUAUUCCUCUAUCUUGACAUCAUUAACUUUGUGUGUAUUUUCCGCACUUUGUGUAAGUUUUGACUUGCUCGUGUAAUUUUUGUUUAAAGGUCGUGCAGAAAAUAGUUUUGAACCAAUCGGCGUGCCAUAUCAUGGGGCUUCCAUAGCUUUUCUUUCAGCAGGUCAUAAAAAACUUGAAAAGAACGGAGUGAUGAAAGGAGUAAUACUAUCCAGCUUCAAUUUGAUAUCCACGUGUCUUAAAAAAUAAGUGUUUCUGUAGUGAAGGGCACUUUUUAAAUGCAAAAUGUAUAUAGAAAACUAUAUAUAAAUUAUGCCUCUAUUAGUUGACUUUUUGUUGGGUUUAUUUAAUUCAUUAUUUUUUAGUGUGGGGUGUUUAUAACUAGUAAUUCAAGAAGGUAAUCAUGAAGGCAAUCGCUUUCUAUAAGCUACUACUAGUAUUGUUUCUGAAUUCGAAACUGCUUAUAUAGAUAAAAGGUCACAUUUACAUUG